This is a messenger RNA of Emericellopsis cladophorae, 909 nucleotides long. RefSeq lists its product as uncharacterized. The transcript has a single exon. The record is from RefSeq and is a predicted model, not a curated record. Bases 1 to 909 code for a protein of 302 amino acids. NCBI's taxonomy places the organism in Eukaryota, Fungi, Ascomycota, Sordariomycetes, Hypocreales, Bionectriaceae. Gene Ontology annotation, molecular function: hydrolase activity.
AUGACCUUGAGCUUGGCCGCAACCGCCUCACGUCUGCUUCAGCGCCUCGCGCCCCGGGUCUUGUCCUCCGACAUAACUGAUCCCUCGCGGCGUUUCCAAUUCAUGUCCGAUUUGCACCUCGAAGUCUGCCAGCAAUACACCACCUUUGACUUUCCUGUGACAGCGCCCUAUCUCAUUCUCGGCGGGGACAUUGGCCGCCUCAUCGACCACGAUGGACUCCUAGCCUUUCUUCAGCGGCAGACCGCCCGGUACGAGCGCGUGUUCUUCGUCUUGGGGAACCACGAGUUCUAUGGCAUGGCAUACGAGGAAGCGGUGCAGAAAGCGUCGCAGCUGGAAAAUGAGCCAUCGCUCGAGGGCAAGGUCACCCUCUUGCACCAGGGCCGGCACGACCUUGAUCUACCGUCGAAGCCGGGCAUUACGAUUCUGGGAUGUGUCCUGUGGUCGCAGAUUGCAGCCGAGUCGGCUGACAGGAUCGACACGAUGGUCAGUGACUUCAAGGAGAUUCGAGGCUGGUCCACCACCACACACAGCGCCACGCACGCAUCAGAUCGGUCGUGGCUGCAAUCCGAGCUGCGCCGUAUCCGCGAGGAGGGCGAGGGGCAAGCGCAGCCACGGGACGUGAUUGUCGUGACACACCAUGCGCCUCUCGUCAAGGGGACGGCGAGCCCACAGCACGAGGGCAACGUUGUGAGCUCAGCCUUUGCGACGGAUCUGUGCCUGGGUGAAGAGUGGAGCGGUGUGAAGCAUUGGGUAUUUGGACACACGCACUGGACGACGGACCUGAAGUCGAGCAAUGGCGUGAGAGUUGUGAGCAACCAGCGAGGAUACGUCUUUCCGGGGAAGACGCGGGCUCUAGAUCAGAGGCCGGUGAAGCAUACCUUUGACCCAUCGAGACGUAUUCAGUGUUGA